Messenger RNA from Syngnathus typhle (broad-nosed pipefish), 3364 nucleotides. RefSeq names its product kynurenine--oxoglutarate transaminase 3-like. Gene Ontology annotation, molecular function: pyridoxal phosphate binding; L-kynurenine:2-oxoglutarate transaminase activity. The record is from RefSeq and is a predicted model, not a curated record. Bases 1902 to 3197 code for a protein of 431 amino acids. Gene Ontology annotation, cellular component: cytoplasm; mitochondrion. Gene Ontology annotation, biological process: biosynthetic process. Lineage: Eukaryota; Metazoa; Chordata; Actinopteri; Syngnathiformes; Syngnathidae. The transcript has 11 exons.
GGACGUGGAUCGGGGCGUGGACUGCCGCGCGAGAAACAUGAGGCGAGACGAACCGAGUCGAGCCUGGCCGAGCAGGUGGAGACUGUGGAGGUUUCCUCUGGCCACAAUGAAGAGUGUAUUUCUUCGAACGUGAACUUGCAUCUCGUUGGUUAUCACCCUAACGUUGAUGCGUCAUUUAUAUGCUUGUAUGUAUUGUUUUUCAUUAUUUACUGCAGUGGUCCCCAACCUUUUUUGCGCCACGGACCGGUUACAUGUCAGAAAUAUUUUCGCGGACCGGCAUUUAUAUAAAUAAAUAAUACAUUUAUAUGAAUAAAUAAAUAAUACAUUUAUAAUAAAUAUAUAAAUACGAUGAAAUAAAAUGAUACGACUGACAUAAAAACAAGUACAAAUGACAAAAAUAAAACUCACCAUUACCUUGAAUUAGUGGGAGCACUGAGUUUGUUUCUUAGAAACGAGCCGGUCCCAUCUAGACGUAAUGGGAGACAAUGACACCCGAAGUGAUUUAAGGUUUGUCUUUUAUUGCAGGGUGCUUGGUCCAUGUGUUGAAGCAGUUUUGAAUGCUUCGCUGCCUGGUUAGUUAGCCUCGUCGCCACAUAUUAGCUUUGCGGGCUCGACUGGGGAAACAUGUCACGUGACCGGGACGAGUGUCUUGACCUGAAUUAAUUGAUCGUCGAUAAAAAAAAAAAAAAUUCUGUGUGGCUUGGCGGCCCGGUACCAAGUGACCCACGGACCAGUACCGGUCCGCGGCCCGGUGGUUGGGGACCUCUGAUUUACUGGAUCUAAUUACGGUCUGUUAAAUUAGAAUUAACACAAGCAAUUUCCAAUAAAUAUGGAUUAAUCAACGUAUAUUUCCUAUCUUUCAACUAAUUUAUCUGUUACAGCACUUAUUUAAUGUGUAAUAUGGUUUGCAAUUUUUUUUUUAUAGGAAUCACCCGAUUUUUUUUUUUGCUCUGAGUUCCCACAUUAGCAUACAGUAGCAUUGCAGUGGCCCUUCAGACAUUCCAUUUUGAAACACGUCACUAAUAGUGUCGUGCACAGGGGUCAAACUCAAGGCCCGGGUGUCACAUACGCCCCGCCACAUCAUUUGAUGUGGCCCGCGAAGACAAAUUGUGCCUCAAAUUCGUGUCAUUACAAGAAUUGCAAAUUGUCUUCACUUUUAAAAAUAUCUUUUUUUAAUAUUCGACCAGUUUUUACGAGUCUGAUUUGAAAACAUGUUGUCAGUUUGUUUUGUAGCUUAUACUGUAUAUAAUAUGAGGUGCUCAUACAUUUAUUUGGGUUGACACUCAUAAUGGCUCUCCGAAAGAAACUAUGACUACAAUGGGCCCCGCGAAAAAAACGAGUUUGACACCCCUGGUAGUGGUACAUUCACCUGAUUAAGGUGCAGGAAUCCUACUUAAUCGCCACUGGUCAUCUCUCAGUGCAACCGACUGGUGACCAGUCCAAAGUGAGAUGUCGUGUGCUAUUCCACCAAAGUCAGCUCGGCCAAGCUGCAGCUCCCAAAAUGAUUGGAUGAAUAAUUGCACAGCAAAUCAUGUAAUUUGGUCUGCUAGCUUAAUGCUAACAUAUGUCAAACGCAUGCUAUUCCUUAUACUGCAUCUUUUCCAGGACACUUGGAUCUGCCCGCCAUGUUGUUGCAUGACAUGGCAUAAAAACAAUGGCUUCAAAAUUCGGGGGAACUGCAAUUCUGUUGGGCGACAUUUACUGUACUUGUGUGAGUUAUAAUUCUUUGCAUGUGUAAUUUGCAAAUGAUGCCUUGCAAACAUCAUACAUCUCAUUACUUCCAAACAAAUAUCCGGAUGGGGUGGGUGUGUGCAGUCGAUUUCACUUGAACGCCAGCUCACCGAGGUUCAAGUCCACCAAUAUAAUUCUGUCAAGCUGCUUUUAGCAUAACAACUUUCGGAAUGAGUUUUUCUCGCCUGUACACAUCAUUGGCAUCCGGACGCGGAGUAUCCCGGAGAAUCCAAGGACUGAAGAAGAGCAUCUGGUCACAAACCUGGUUGCAGACGGACCCCGGAGUGGUCGACCUUGGCCAAGGAUUCCCGGACACGGCGGUUCCAUCGCUAAUCACGGAGGCCCUGGUGAAGACCGCCUCUGUCAACUGGAUGAACCAGUACACCAGGGGGGCUGGGCACCCAUCGUUGGUGAAGGCACUCUCUCUGGUUUACGGAAAGGUGUACGGGCGCCCCGUUGACCCCCUCAAGGAAAUCCUGGUAACGAUGGGUGCCUCCGGUUCCUUGUUCAGCACCAUGCAGGCUCUGGUGGAGGAAGGUGAUGAGGUCAUCAUCAUAGAACCCUUCUUUGACUGCUACGUACCCAUGAUCAGCAUGGCUGGGGGUAAACCUGUGCUCAUACCUCUUCGACCUAAACCUGGGCAGAAAACUACCUCCAGCGCCAACUGGUUCCUGGACCCAGAGGAGCUGGCCAGUAAAUUCAACUCCAAGACCAAGGCCAUCCUCAUCAACACUCCCCACAACCCCAUCGGAAAGGUUUUCACCAAAGAUGAGCUGCAGAUGAUCGCCGACUUGUGCAUCAAGCAUGACACGCUGUGCUUCAGCGACGAGGUCUAUGAGUGGAUGGUCUAUCGUGGGCAGCAGCACCAUAAAAUUGCCACUUUUCCAGGAAUGUGGGAUCGAACCAUCACCAUUGGCAGCGCUGGGAAGACCUUCAGCAUCACCGGAUGGAGGCUCGGUUGGUCCAUCGGACCAGAACACCUGAUCAAGUAUCUCGAGACCGUCAUGCAGCACGUGUUGAUCAGCUGCCCCACCCCAUUGCAGGAGGCGCUAGCGGAAGCGCUACUGCGCUAUUACGAGCUGAUGGGUCAGCCGGAGUGCUUCUUUAAGGCCAUGGCCAAUGAGCUGCAGGGGAAGCGGGACCGAAUGGCAGCCAUGCUACAGACGGCCGGCUUCUUGCCUGUCAUUCCCGAGGGAGGUCUCUUCAUAAUGGCGGACGUGUCAGCGCUCUCUAAAGACCUGCCACGUGGCAACAUUGGCAAGGAUGAAUCCUACGACUACAAGUUUGCAAAAUGGAUGAUUCAAGAAAAGAAACUGUUGGGCAUUCCCGUGACAGCGUUUGCUCGUGAGGAUUCCAUUUCUGCCUUUGACAAGUAUAUUCGAUUUUGCUUCUUCAAGCGUGAUGAUACUCUGGAUGCAGCUGAGCGGAUCCUGAAAAAGUGGAAGUCAACCAGAACCAAUGCCUAAAUACGACCAAUAUCAAUGAUCAGUAAACUCUCUCAAAGGUGUUUUCUUUUUUUUUUUUUUAAAUAACUUAAGGAAAUAAAUUAUAGUUAUUCGUAUACGAGAAGAAGCUCUCAAUGUAUUGCAAUGCAUUUGUUCACUACAAUGACUGUGAAGACAUGUUGUCAAUU